AUGGCAGCACCCGCCGAAGUUACUACUGCUGCGUUAGCCGGCGUCUACGUCUUGAACAAGAAAAUGUCGGACAACACUAUGACUGAUAACAUCCUGCAGCUUCAGGGCGUCGGCCGCAUCAGCCGCGACGCUCACGCUCUACGUGAAACAUUAUACCGAGUGAAGCAUUAUACCGACGGUAAUGGCGUCGAGCACCUUGACGUCGACAAGAAGAUCGGCGGACUCGAACGAGAUCGAGAGAGCCCUCUAUUCGGACAUGUCAUUGGCAAAACCAGGCGCGAUCAGGUAGAAGACUUGGAAGACGCUCUUCUGAAAGAAGGUUGGCAUCCCGAUACGCACUGCGCCAUCGAGUCCAUUGCUCUGCGGUACUGCCUGGACUAUGCAUGUGGUCUGAUAGAUCCAUCGGCCAGAAGUCGUACCGCGAGGUUGACUUUCCGACAGAGUUGUUGUUUCAAGGUCAUCAAUGGAGAGAGGCGUUACACGCGUAGCAUGAAGUUCACUGGUCCGAAAGGCGAGAACGUGGAGGCCCGGGUCUGGUAUGACUACAUCGAACCAGUGUAG
Molecule: messenger RNA, 561 nt
Organism: Punctularia strigosozonata HHB-11173 SS5
Lineage: Eukaryota; Fungi; Basidiomycota; Agaricomycetes; Corticiales; Punctulariaceae
Exons: 3
Coding region: 1-561 (186 amino acids)
Source: RefSeq, a predicted model, not a curated record